UCCACCUGGAAAAAAAAUCCAACCCCCUAAUAAUAAUAAUAAUCAGUUCCCAGAGUUCGCUCAUUUUUGCUCCCUAACGCCACUCCUAAACAUUUUCAUCCGGCUUUCCUGCCGGUUUCCUUUCGCAGUCCUCGACGACCUCAGAAUAAAGAUCCCGCGUGUCCCGUCUUGUGACCAUCGAAUUGCUGUUCGACACGCCGCCCCGAAGUCGCGUCCAAACCCCCUAUCAUCGUCGGGAUGGCGUCUCGCACCCACCCCGCCUUCACCCGCGCUGAGGUUGAAACCCACAACUCGAAAGACUCCUGCUACGUCACUAUUGAUGACAAGGUUUACGAUGUGACGGAUUUUGUCCAAGACCACCCUGGCGGCCCCGAGCUUAUCCUCGACUACGCCGGCAAAGACGUAAAGGAGAUACUGAAAGACGCGACCUCCCACCCCCACUCCCAAGCGGCGUACGAGGUCCUCGACGAGUCUCUGGUUGGAUUCCUCGCCUCGGAAAAUGUCACCAACGGCUCUGCACCAUCAGCAGUAAAUGGAAGCCAGAAAGGCGCGGACUGGGUCCAUCCCAGGACUGGGAUGUCACGCGAGGAGGACCUGAGCAAGGAAACCGACUUCACGACCGACUACAAGACGCACAAAUUCCUCGAUCUCAGCCGCCCCCUUUUCCCUCAGAUUUGGUACGGCGGUUUUAGCAAAGAGUUUUAUUUGGACCAGGUUCACCGACCUCGUCACUAUAAAGGCGGCCAGUCCGCUCCCCUCUUCGGCAACUUCCUGGAGCCGCUCUCCAAGACGCCUUGGUGGGUUGUUCCCACCAUCUGGCUGCCACCCGUGGCGUAUGGCACGUACGUCGCCAGCGAGGGCCUGGGCGGCGUGGAACAGGCGGCGUACUGGGGACUGGGCUGCUUCCUAUGGUCCUUGGUCGAAUACAUAUUGCACCGAUUCCUAUUUCACCUUGAUGAAUGGCUCCCUGAUAACCGAGUCGGCAUAACCGUCCACUUCCUUCUCCAUGGCAUUCACCACUACCUUCCUAUGGACAAAUAUCGCCUCGUGAUGCCGCCGACUCUCUUCGUGGUACUCGCCACCCCUUUCUGGAAGCUAGCGCAUACCAUCUUCUCCUAUAAUUGGUACGCGGCCACAAGCGUGUACUGCGGAGGCAUCUUCGGUUACAUCUGCUACGAUCUCACCCACUACUUCUUGCAUCACCAGAACCUGCCGCUGUGGUAUAAACAGCUGAAGAAGUAUCAUCUCCAGCACCACUUCCUGGACUACGAGCUAGGUUUCGGCGUCACCAGCCGUUUCUGGGACCGCGUAUUCGGGACCGAGCUGCUACCCGUUGUGAAAACGAACUGAACCCCUGGAGGGUGGAAAUGCACCACAGUCUUGGACAUGAAAUGGUUGGUCUACCCUAGAGUUCAUAUUCGCUGUCUACCCCCUAGUGCAUGGGAGAGACCAAUUUGCUGCCUAGCUCUUUGUUCACGGUGACUUGGGGAGUUCAUGUAACAAUGGUUCUACGAGAUGAUGGAAAGCCCUUAGUUUUGGCAAUACGCCCUGCUGUAUGAUACUAGAAUUUUAAAACUGAAUUAAUUAGAUAAUGUUUAAUCUCAGACGUCUGCUCGCGCCG
Molecule: messenger RNA, 1621 nt
Organism: Sodiomyces alkalinus F11
Lineage: Eukaryota; Fungi; Ascomycota; Sordariomycetes; Glomerellales; Plectosphaerellaceae
Product: inositolphosphorylceramide-B C-26 hydroxylase
Exons: 2
Coding region: 238-1350 (370 amino acids)
Biological process (GO): lipid biosynthetic process; fatty acid metabolic process
Cellular component (GO): endoplasmic reticulum; membrane
Molecular function (GO): heme binding; fatty acid 2-hydroxylase activity; iron ion binding
Source: RefSeq, a predicted model, not a curated record